Ostrinia furnacalis (Asian corn borer) is the source of this 4222-nucleotide messenger RNA. Its product is annotated as ankyrin repeat domain family member sosondowah. Gene Ontology annotation, molecular function: protein binding. NCBI's taxonomy places the organism in Eukaryota, Metazoa, Arthropoda, Insecta, Lepidoptera, Crambidae. The record is from RefSeq and is a predicted model, not a curated record. The transcript is spliced from 13 exons. Bases 107 to 1729 code for a protein of 540 amino acids.
UGUGGCACAGUGCAAUUUAUUUUGACAUCUAAGUUUAUCUUUGCGAUUCCAUACAAAUUAUUGGAUAAGUUUUUUCCCAAUAAUUACAUGUGAAAUCCCUGCCAAAAUGAUUCCACCACCAGCUGAAUUAAGUUUUGACGAGAUUUUGAAGUUCAUGUUGGCACAUAAUGGCAAAGUUACAAACCAUGAGUUAGUGAAACAUUUCAAAGUGUUCCUCAAAAACCCUGAUAUGAGAGAUGAAGCUAGAAACACUUUCAAAAAACAUGUCAAUACCAUUGCUGUGAUAAAAAACCAGAAUAAUGAAAAAUGGUUGAUAUUAAAGAAAAAGUAUAUGCCAGGUGACAGUAAAAAGUCAGACGAACCAAAAGAUGAGAAAAGUGAAGAACCCAGUGUCAGCACAAUUCAAGACGAGUCUGUUUCUAUGGAAAGCAACAUUCAACCUCCAUACCGACCCCCACCACCUGUGCAACUGAACCAGGAUUUCAACAUAUUAGCUAACAUCAUACAAGACAGAAAUGAAGUGGUAUUAAGAAAUACUCCGAUGGACAUAACACCAACUGAGUCCAAAGAGAAUUUGACUAGUCCUGUUGACGAUGUGCCUCCAAAGGUGCAUCCACGUAAAAAGUCAUUGGACACCAAAGUUGUUACCGAGAAACGUUCCAGUAUUGGGCAGAUUGGACAGCGGUCAUCAAUACCUAAUCAGGAGAAUGUUGAAGUUGAAGAACCUUUGCUGCCAACUUUGUCAUCGUCGAGGAGUGAAAGUAUGUUGGUGGAUAAUGAACAGAAGAUUUCAGUCAAGGAAAGGAAGCAGAUGUUCAAUAGGAUGGCAUCGGAGAGUGAUGUGCUGAGAUCCAAUAAGCUGGGAAGCAUGAGCCCUCAGCAGGGUGUGGACGAGGAAGAUCGAGUAUCGUUGGACCAGAAAAGCGAAACGGACCCAUUAGAUUCUAAGCAGAAGCAGUGGAUACUGUGCGCCGCCAAAGGAGAAUAUCACGCCCUAGCGAAAAUGUGCAAAGAAAACGUGAAAGUUGUGAAGACAAAGGACCCAUUUACGUAUACGGCGAUGCACUGGGCCUGCAAGCGAGGCGAUGAGAAUUUGGUCAAGUUACUGGCCGGAGCGGCUCGUCAUUUAGUCAAUGAACGAUCGAAUGGGGGAUAUACACCACUUCACAUUGCAAUGCAGUUUCGCCAUGAAAAUGUGUACAGGCUCCUGGUUGAAGUGUAUGAUGCUGACCCAAACGUCCGCGAUUGGUCUGGAAGAAAACCGAGGCAGUACCUAGUUCAUAUGGAUACCUCAUUAUCACCUGGAUGCUUUCGAAAAAAAGAGGGAUUUUUACGCAUCGGGUCCCUCAAUGUUCGUGUGAAGAAAACAACCGAGGCGUUCAGCAAUUUCCUAGGCGUGGGAGCGACUAGGGCGUCGGCUUAUAUACCCAAGUCUGCGAGGGACCGCGAGGAGAGGAGGUCUGAUGAUGGAGAGCUGCACAAGACUUGGGGCUCCGCUGAUAACAUUCCAAAAGAAGAUCACCUCAUGCCGCCACCUAUGAGCAGCAAAGUGAGGCGUCGCGGUGCUAGCGGACGCAAGGGGAUCGGCUCGCACAGCCGAAGCACGCCAUCUACCCCGGACCAGCCCCGAGCCCAGAUUGGGGUGAGCGAGGAAGGAGACUCCGACUCGGACUCUGCAGCCGGCUUCCAUGCCGCGUGGAGGCAGCAGCGGGCAUCCAACUACACAUAACCAGGAUUCAAGAUCGUUCAGAUCACCAAUCUUGACUAAAAACAACUGACACCCGCGCAGGAAUGGCCCUACAACUGAGAAAUGGAGUUCCAGAUAUUUUCCUCCCCAUAUUGAUGACCCAGAUUUGACUACACAUUUUUUCGACAUCUAAAACGCCGUGAGAGGAGGUACCUGAGAGUUUCUACCCGCUGUCCAACAACUUCGCUCGUCAAUCGAGAGUUCUACUCAACAUUGAAAAGUGCAGCGUCAUACUUCAAGAAUCUCAUUUUACCGACUUUCGCUGAUUUAGAUUCAAAAUUCUGAAGACGACACCGGCAUCGUUUUGACAACAUUCCGAUCAAACUCAUAUUUAAGUCUCGUAUUAUUUUAUUCGUAGAUAUAAGUUUAUCAAUGUGUAGUCGUAUCGCGUAUUUAAGAUAUACUAUUGGAAGUAUUCAUCUUUUUCAAUGAAUUCAAUUUAUGAAUUGAUUUGUUGUUAAAAUUGUUUAUUCAUACAUGUAGCCAUAGAAUAGAAACCCGCAAGAAUACUUGUAAGUUUUAUGUAUAUUAUUCAAUUCACAGAAUGGCAUCAAGAGUGCCUUAUGCUGCUUACUUUAUAAAUAAACUGGUUGAAUUCAUGUUUGUGUAGGCCGAGUAUGUUUUAGCAGUUAAAACAUCGUACUAAUUGAUUUGGCAAAGAACAAAAAUGUCGCUACACAACAUAAUAACGAUCAACAUGGAAUACAUGUCGGGCGCAUUCGCCCAGGAGCUAACUCUCGUAUUUGAUUACACUUGACAUGAGGCUUUCUUGACUCAGAUCAAAGGACCUUCAUUCGAUUUACUUAAAAUGUAAUUGUAAAACGUUCAGUUCAAUCCACUUUGCUUUGUUUUUUUCGUCUUCAUUAACUAUUAUCUUAUAAUUCCCACGUAUGGAUUGUACGUAGCGGGAUUAGGCACACCAAUAUAUUGUCAAAAUUAAUAUAGGUACUAAUGAAGUACACGUCUCGUAGGGCGUUGAUAAAUUGAUGUUAUAUGAUGCGUAUGCAUUAGAUGCUUACUCGUAAAAAUUUGAUGUGAUGUAUUUGUAAUUUUAAGAUACUAGCUCUGAAAGGUAUAUCUUCUAUAAUCUUAUAAGUAUUUAAUGUUUAUUAACUAAACACUAAAAUUUUUGAGAUACUUAGUAAUUCAUAUUAUUAUGGCUAUUUUUAGCAUGAAGUCUGCGACUUAAAAUAUCUUCUUUUUCGUCUUUUCUAAUAACAACUUGUUAUAUUACUCUUACGGCUCGUAUAUUCUCAUUUUUCUUUGUAAUUGACUGUAAUUCAAUAACAUUUAGUAUUUUCUAAAGGGGACAUCGGUCUCGUAAAUAUUUACUGAAUAUUUCCUGUGUAACCCAUUUUAAUCUAUUACAUCAAAAAUAUUAUCUUACCUAACUACAUCAUGAUGCAUUAACGAAGUCUUCAUGAAAUUUAAAUUUUUCUAUAUUUUUUAAAGUACCUACUAAAAUUAUUUAAUCAAAUCUAAUAAAAAAAUAUUAUACUCAAAAGUUUUAUUUUAUAAGAAAAAAUAUGCAGUAUGUUUUGAGCUGAAACCCAGAGAUGUGCAUUUAAAUGAAAAUGGCAUAUUAUAGCUAGUGCCAAUUAAUUCAAAGGGCACACACAAAUUAAAUGACGGGCACUGAUAAAUUAUUACAUUGGUACAAAAUUUGAUAUAAUAAAUAUUAAUAUUUAUGAAAUUUAAUCGUUUAAAAAACGUUGAUUAGCCACUUAGUCAUCGGGGCUAGCAUUAGUUACAAACAUGGCACGAUUAUCACCUUUCAUGAUGGACAAGUAGUGCAAAAUUAACUCGUAACAGCCCCAGAUUUAUUCCGCGCUUAUUAUUGUGGCAAGCUAAUAAAUUUAGACUGACGAAUCUAAAACAAACUAUGAAGUAAAAAAAUCAAGUACAGCGCCUAGUUAUAUAAUUGCCACAAUUCCAGCACAUUUAAAAAUUUUGCUCAUAAAAUUUCAAUAAAUAAAUUUUGUAUCUUACCAAAACUAGAUCAAGUCUAAUGAUUAUAUUUCUCCCAUUAGCUAAGCUUCUUCGGUCAGAGUCAUACCUUAUACAUAUAUAAAUACGAAUGAUAUUCCAUUCGUCGUGUAUUUAUCUAUAAAACAUUACAGUGUGCCUUUUACAAUUUUGUAUUUAAUCCAAACCUAUAUCUAUUUCAUAUAUUUUUAAUACGAGUUAUGAACUUCAAAAGUGUAACCUUUUAGACAUUCGGACAUAAAUUAUAUAUCACUUUAUGUUCUUUUUUGAAGGAACAAAAAAUAUGUUAUUUCUCUAAGUAAGGUAGAUUUUCUUAUAUUAUUAUUUAGAUUAAGAAACCUAUUAAAGGGAUAGAAGAUACGUGUGGCCUGAAACUGUAAUGUGUAGAAUUCAUAGAUGUUAUUUGCUAAGCGUGUAGGAUUAAUACGGUAUUUUAUAUGCCUGUAGAAUAUACAAAAUAAUGUGUAACAAAGCGAUAACUGUAAUUAA